GUCGGAAGUGACGGCGGCAGGAAGCUCCGUCCGGUUUGAAAGCGCCCGGCGGAGCCACGGCCGCCGCCUCUUUCCCGCCCUCCGGGCCGACAUGGCCGCCUUCGCCAUGGAGCUGCCGCCCGCAGGAGCUGAACCAAUGACUCUUGGCUCCCCGACAUCUCCAAAACAAGGAACUAGUGCUCAAUUUCUCCCUGGGUUUUUGAUGGGUGACUUACCUGCACCUGUGACUCCGCAGCCACGUGCUUUAUACGGCCCUUCAGUUGGUGUCAUGGAAACAAGGUCUCCUCUACUUGCAGGAGGGUCGCCCCCACAACCAGUAGUCCCUUCACAUAAGGAUAAAGGUGGUGCUCCACCAGUUAGAAGCAUAUACGAUGAGUUGUCUAGUCCUGGCCUUGGAUCAACACCUCUGUCCUUAAGAAGAACAGCCAGCUUUACUUUAUCACAGAGCCCAUCCACUGGAAUUCUGCCAUCAACUCCAGGAGCAGCUUCAAGCAUGUUCAGCCCUGCAAGCAUUGGGCAGCCUAAGAAGACUACUCUGUCUCCUGCUCAGCUGGAUCCUUUUUAUACUCAAGGUGAUUCCCUUACUUCAGAAGAUCAGCUUGAUGACACAUGGGUAACUGUAUUUGGAUUUCCUCAAGCAUCAGCUUCCUAUAUUCUACUACAGUUUGCUCAGUAUGGAAACAUAUUAAAGCAUGUGAUGUCCAACACAGGAAACUGGAUGCAUAUUCGAUAUCAGUCUAAGCUUCAAGCCCGGAAAGCCUUAAGCAAAGAUGGAAAAAUUUUUGGUGAAUCUAUCAUGAUUGGUGUCAAGCCUUGUAUAGAUAAAAGUCUGAUGGAGAACUUUGAAAGAAGCUCUACAUCCUCAAUGUCUUCGAUUUUCACUCCACCUACAAAAUCUGCUGGCACACCAACACAACCUGCAAAUAACAGUGCAAGGAUUUCUACCAUGAGACCUUUGGCAACAGCAUAUAAGGCUUCCACUAGUGACUAUCAGGUGGUUUCUGACAGACAAACUCCUAGGAAAGAUGAAAGUAUUGUAUCUAAAGCAAUGGAAUAUGUUUUUGGCUGGUAACAUACAAGAGGAAGUAACACACUAAGCUGGUCAGGGUCUGAACUAUGCUACUGGCAUUUGUAGUUAGUUGUAUAACUACUGGUGGCAGUAUUUUAUCUUACAUAGCACCUGGUAUGCCUUCAGUUUAUUCAGAAGACAUGUAGCUUGCACUUUAAAUGAUGGCAGUGGACACAUGGUUUUACAAACUGAGUAAGUGUAAAUAAAAGUGCUUUAUCCCUGUUUGUUCUCUGAUGG
This is a messenger RNA of Camarhynchus parvulus, 1306 nucleotides long. It is a transcript of the gene NUP35, whose product is annotated as nucleoporin 35. Gene Ontology annotation, cellular component: nuclear pore central transport channel; nuclear membrane; nuclear pore nuclear basket. NCBI's taxonomy places the organism in Eukaryota, Metazoa, Chordata, Aves, Passeriformes, Thraupidae. Gene Ontology annotation, biological process: NLS-bearing protein import into nucleus; regulation of DNA-templated transcription; nuclear pore organization. The transcript has 9 exons. The record is from RefSeq and is a predicted model, not a curated record. The coding region runs from base 92 to 1072 and encodes 326 amino acids. Gene Ontology annotation, molecular function: structural constituent of nuclear pore; phospholipid binding; single-stranded DNA binding.